CUGGGGCUGCCAUUCAGACUGGAGGCCGGUGUGUGUGUGUGUGUGUGUUGGUGAGCUGUAGCGAGUUGCUGAGGGUGUGCCCUGGACCCUGGGACUGUGUACUGAGUGUUUGGGAGAUCAGACUCAGGGACAAUGCUGCUGGGAUCGAGCUGGGGGGCAGCUCUCGCAAUGUGAAAGGCUCUUCCACCUCUCUUUCCCUCCCCCUCCCCCCCUCCCCACCCCAUCCUUUCCCCCUCUUCCCCAACCCUCCCUCCCUCCUUCCUGCCCCAAGCCCAGCCAGCCCCCUGGCGGGACAUGAGCCAAGGUCUCUGCGGAUCUCCGGAGAACAGAGAGAGCAGCGAGAGGAAGCAGCAGCCAGGGCGGCUCCUGGUCCCGUCAGAUCCCGCCAGGCAGGCCAAGCGGAUUCCCAUCAAGAUCCUGAAGAUGUUGAGUGCUCACAGCGGUCACAUCUUCCACCCGGAGUAUCUACAGCCCAUGUCGUCAACUCCGCACAGUCCCAUCGAAUUGGAUGCCAAGAAGAGUCCGCUGGCUCUGUUAGCUCAGACGUGUUCUCAGAUUGGCAAGCCUGACCCUCAGCCAUCGGCCAAGCUCAGCUCAGCGCUGAACUCCGGUGAGAAGGAAUGUACCAGGCCCUCAUCUUCCCUCAAACUGGGCGAGGCACCCAGUGAAGACAAAUCCAGCUUCAAGCCUUAUUCCAAACCGGGCACCGACACCAGGAAGGAGUCUGGGGAGAAGGCUGGGUUCCGGGUCCCGGCCGCGUCUUGCCAAAGUUUCACCACCCGCCCACCCUCCUCCUCGCCCGCCGUCUGCUCCCCGAGCCUGGCCGAUGCCAAGACCGGCGACGUGGAGGACAAGAAGGAGCCUGAGGUGGUCCGAGCCUGCCCAGAGCACUCGCCCGCCAACCCAGUGCACAGCAGGUCAGCCAGUGGUGGUGGCGGUGCCAGUGAAUCCAGCCAACACCGGGACACGCCGACUGCGACCAAGUGCGACAGUGCCAGCCUGGCUCCGGGACACGUGGCACCUGUUUCGCCGUACAAAGCGGGGCACGCGGUCUACCCUGGCCUGCCCCCAACUAGCAUGGGAUACCACGGAUCGAUUGUGGGAGCCUACACCGCCACCUACCCGUCGCAGUUUGUUGGCACCAUGGAGCCCAAGCCCGGCCUGGUCGGGAGCCCGUUGUCUGGAGCCGUGGGCUGCCCGAUGCCCGGCAAGUCUGCAAACUCCAGCCCCCUGACUGGGGCCUCUCCUCCCGCUUUCAUGCAGGGACUGUGCCGUGAUCCGUACUGCCUCACCUACCACAAUGCUCCUCACCUCGGGGGCAGUGCUUGUUCCUCCUGCCUUCACGACCCCUCCUCUCUGAAGUCUGCAUACCCUCUGGUCUACCCGUCUCACCCUCUGCACUCUUCGGUCCUGACCACUGGAGCCACACCACCCUUGGGUGCCCACCCGUUGUACACCUAUGGCUUCAUGCUGCACAGCGACCCACUGCCUCACAUAUGCAACUGGGUGUCUGCCGGCGGUCCUUGUGACAAACGCUUCUCCAGCUCCGAGGAACUCCUCAACCACCUACGUAGCCACACCGCCCUGCCAGGGACCGACAAGCUGCUGGCUGCUUACCCUCCCCCAGCCUCCUGCAACUUACACCUCCCCCAGGCUCCUCCGGGGAGUCCCAAUGGCUUGUCUCUCCGCAGCCCCCACACCCUGGCGCUCAGCAGGUACCACCCUUACAGCAAAAGCCACCUGUCAGUGCCUACCAGCUCUGCCCUGACCAUGUCUGCUGCCAGUCCCUAUUACUCUCCAUACUCCCUCUAUGGACAGAGACUGGCAUCUGCUUCAGCUUUGGGAUAUCAGUGACCCAAGACGUUGGAGUGUAAUGCCUGAAGCAGUUGGGGAGGGCGAUGUAUUUAUUACCUGUAUGCAUUAACUUCAAACAGGGGACUGUCAGAUCUCACAGCCUCACUUCCUUAUCUAAUGUAGAAUGCAAUGUAUAUACCAAACAAUUCUUUUUUUUUCACAACAAGUUUCUUCAAAUGGUCUUAUUUAAAAAUAUUUUUCAUUCUCUUUUUGUUUGUUUCUCGAGGGGGGUGGGAAAGGGGGUGAGUUGAUAUGCAUGUUUUUUGGUAAUCCCUCAUUCUGCUCUCAUUUGAGAUUUUUGCUUAUUUUUAACCAAUGGAGAUGUAAUAUUUUUUUGUAUUGUACUUCAAAUGGGAUACACAUAUGAUGGCAGGGCUAUCCAAGAAAUGGGAGGUCUUAUUUUGUUAUUAAAUGAGAACCUAAUUAUAUUUAUAUUCUGAUGGCUGCUUCUCAUGAAUUCUUCAAACUGAGCCGCCUGCCCCUCCCCACGCCCAGCUGCCCCUCCCUUCACGGGUGCCCGUGUUGACUCUGGGGGGGUCACCCAUCACUUGUCCCUGGGUCAGCAGUCCCUGGAUUCUAGCCCCACUGAAGUCACUGAGCACAGAAUCCUCCAGCUGCCUCUCGCAGUGCAGUGCAGUGCAAGUGCAGUGCUGUUGGAGAUGCUGUGGUUCAGAUGUUACAAACCUCCUGAAGUGGUACAUGAACGAUCCCACAGCACUGUUGAAACAAGGGCAGGUGGUGUCCCGGGCUAAACGCCUCUUGAUCGACAUCAGGAAAUGAAAGGAGAGCGGAUGGUCUGGUCAUUUUCAUGUUGUUGUUUAUGGGAACUUGCUGUGUCUAAAGUGGCUGCUGCAUUCCCAAUGUUACAGCAGUGUCUGGAGUUAAGGCGGGUCAUUGGCUGUGAAGUCUGUUUUUGGUGCCUGAACUUGUACAAGGGUCAGAAACACCAGGCUCCCAUCUCUAUCCUUUCUUGUUGCAGCCUGUAAGGAGUUUGGGGAUCCUGUGAAUUUGUUUGGCCUGUCUAAUGUCAUGAUAUCAUUUGAAUCUGAAUGAAAAGUUGUCACAGAUUGGAAGGGAAAAGCUGUGACAUCAAGAAGGAGGAAAUGGGGGAGUUUGAGAGGAGACAGUCUUUCAAUCUAUACAGCAAGUGCAAGAUGGACAAUGAAGUGGGAUUUCAAUGCAGCGAAAUGUGAAAACUUACAUUUUGUUAAAAAUAAAUGAGCAACAUAUUACUUGGAAAA
Messenger RNA from Hemiscyllium ocellatum (epaulette shark), 3095 nucleotides. RefSeq names its product zinc finger protein 703-like. Gene Ontology annotation, biological process: negative regulation of DNA-templated transcription. Bases 295 to 1854 code for a protein of 519 amino acids. The record is from RefSeq and is a predicted model, not a curated record. Gene Ontology annotation, cellular component: nucleus. The transcript is spliced from 2 exons. NCBI's taxonomy places the organism in Eukaryota, Metazoa, Chordata, Chondrichthyes, Orectolobiformes, Hemiscylliidae.